Molecule: messenger RNA, 3910 nt
Organism: Leptomonas pyrrhocoris
Lineage: Eukaryota; Euglenozoa; Kinetoplastea; Trypanosomatida; Trypanosomatidae
Exons: 1
Coding region: 446-3910 (1154 amino acids)
Source: RefSeq, a predicted model, not a curated record
AGCUGCUGUUUCUUUCACUCUCCGCAUACAUAUGUAUUUGGAAAGCGCACUUGAGUAAAGCGUCGCACAUCCUUCUCCUUCUCCUCUCACGAGCAACACGUCUGAAGUGUGUCUGUGUGUUUGUGUGUUCUGGCGAGCAAACCGCACCUCGGAGCAACGUGCAGAUCCUUACGCCAGAGAAAAAGAACGGUAUAAGUUUUCGAUCAAGCGAAUAGGGGCACGCUGAUCUUUAACUUCUUUCUGCUUCUUGGAGGUGUUUUGUUUCCUUCGGUCCUGCACUCUUUUUCUUUCUCUUUUCCCUACACCACCAGCUGCUUAGUAAGGCGCUUAGUUACUGUUAAAAAGACAUCCAUAUUACUCUCUUCUCUCUUCAUUUCUUUUCUUUAUAUAUAUCUUUACGUUUUCUCGGUUAGAGGUACGAUUGAACGACGUCGUAGCAGCAGCCAUGAGCAACUGGAAUGAAGAUUACGAGGACGACUUCGAGGAGGAGGUGUCCACCCAUUCCAAAGCUUCAUCGUCGACGGCUGCGGCACUCGCACGUGACAACGCAGCCCGUCUGGCGCCUGCGCCAACCCGGCAGUUUUCGGUAGCAAACAGCUUCGACAGCUACGAGUCAUCGGGCGAAGGUCAGGUCUUUGCCUCCUCGGCACAUGAAUUGGACGCGUCAUCCUCGCAGGCAUCCUCUCGCCACUCCGAUCCCAUGUACCCAACCGAGGCGGCCAAGAGGCCGGUGCUGCAGCAGCAGGAAGGCGCGUACCCAACGGAAGCUCGUGCAGCUCGAUCAAGUAGUCGUGAUGCGGCACAGCAAAUCACCUCUUCUUCCCGUUUUUCGUCUUCUAAAGCAGCCUCGUCGAAGACCUCGUCGUCUUCUCGUAAAGCGACCCCACCGCGGCAAAGCCCGCCGUACGCGCAAGCGGCAGCACCGUCGUAUGAAUCCUCCAAAACAUCGCCCGCGGACACCCCAGGCCGCGCCGCACCGCAGCCGUCGUACCUGCGCUCCGCCUCCACCUCCUCUUCGGGGGUCACCCCCAGCGACAGCAGCAGGGAGUAUGCGGCCCACAAAAGCCCACAGCAGCAACAGCUACAGCAAUACUACGGCGUUCCACGCAGCUCGACAAGCGUGACAGCAGCGGGGAAGCAAAGCGGAAGUAACUCGCCGGGGCCUAUUCAGGGCACGUUGAGCGCGGCGAUGAUGGUCAUGCCCAACACCCGCGACGUGUCUGGGCCACGGAGGACCCCGCUGGACGGGGGAGCGAAUACCCGCUACACUGUAGGUAAGAAGCGGUCGAUUCACCAAUCCAACUACACGUCGGUGGAGGAGUUGGAUGAUGAACCGCUCCCGCACCACAAAGGGAGGCCGCCCAACAUGCACGACGAGGAACUGUCGGACGUCGAAGACGAAGAAGUCAACAACGCGCGACGUGCCCGUUACACUCCAGAAGAAAGCAUGAAGCGUGAAUCGACGGCCGUCGCCCCACCACCACCGCCCAUCCGCAGCCCCACCCCCUCCGUCGCUGCGUCGAGCGACAAGAAACCGUCACCGCAGCCGGCGAGCAACCGCAGCCGUUCCGAGCAAGGCCACGCCGCCACGGCCCUCAAAAACAGCACCGAUGAGGAGAGAAAAGGAACGAAAGCAACGCCCGUCGAGGCCCCACUCCCCGGCGGGCCACGCAGCAAGCGCACCUCUACGUUUAAGGCAUCUCCCUCGUCCGACUCGAAGAACAGCACCACGCCCUACUCCGGUCCGGGGCCGCAGAAGAUUCUCCGCGAGCCCUCCCCAACUUCCUCAUCGGCGGACUCCGCCGAUGAUAAAGGCGGCGCGGGAGAGGAGCGUGCAACGCUGCUCCUGCGCAUUGCGGACCUGCAGAUGGAGAUCGGCACGUGGGACAACCGAAUUGAACGAAAGCGGGCGUUGAUGGCGGCAAACGCCACCCCCAAAACGGCGCUGUCGCCGUCGCUGUCGCCGUCGCCGUCGCGCUCGCCGACCGGCCGAUCUCCGCAGCGCGGCAACUCGAGGGCACCGCCUGCCGCCGCGCAUCGCAAAGCACCGCUGGGGCGAGGCAGAGGCAUUAACGGGAACGGCAACUAUACUAACGAUGCAAAGGCGCGUCCUAUCACCAAGGCACGCCUGGAGGCACUUCGUGAGAAGAACGCGAAGCUCGAAGCCGCGUACACACGCCGCGGCGCCGACGGGACGGGGGCCGUCAACAUCGACGUCCCGGCCCUCGUCUCACGCGCCGACGCGCAGCUGCAGAAGGCGCGCGCGCGGCUGAAGGAGGUGACGGUGGUGCGUCGCGCGUUGGAGAAUCGCGACAAGCGCGCCGCGCACACGAUCGAGGAGGUAAACAGACGCAUGCCCACCGCCAUCGAGUUGCAGGACCGGCAGAUGAACGAGGGCAUCUACUCCCGCGCUGGGUUGCAGCGCUCCUUGCAAGAGCUGAAGAGCAGCAUCGAGCGCACCCGUGGCGCCACGCAGUUGAUGGAGGCGAAGUGUGCGGAGUUGAGUGCCCAGGUGCAGGAACGUCAGCUCUCGUCCAUCACACCAAAGGAGUAUAACGCCCUUCGCAGCGAUCGUGAUGCUAAGAGGAAGACAGCGGAGAAGCACAGGGCGGCGAUUGCGGUGUACAGCGCAGCGGCAGGGCUGGACCCGCGAGGUGGUACCGCGGCGGCUCUGAAUGGUGGGGGUGGGGGUGCAUCAGGGCGGUCUUCUCGCUCCACCUCUCCACGAAAGUCGUCGAUGCACGGCAAAAAGAAAAGUAUCCUGUCCGAACUUACUACAGCAGAACAGCAACUCCUCGCAGACUACGAAACCGGCAAGACGACUCUGCUCGAUGAGGAGAGGGCGACGGUGGACAACCGCAGGCAGGAACUGCAAAGCAGCAUCGACGACCUGCGGCGCCGCAUCCAGCAGCGCACGGAGCAAAUCAAAGCGAACCACGACAACGUCUCGGAAGGCACAGCCGGUGACGCUGCGGCGCACGGAGUCGAAGGCGAGACCAAAGCUUCAGGCACCAGAGCCGGCAGCAGCGGCGCCACCGCGGUCGCACAGAAAAGCUCACUGCGCAACGUCAUUCAAGCGCCCUUGGGCAACGGCACGAGAGAACGAGGGAGGGCGUCGCUCUCACGAGAGCGCCCCGGUGCUUCGCCUCCGGCGCCUCCGCUGGAGGCGGGGGUGGGCCGCGGGGCCAGGAACAGCGCGGCGGCAGAGCGUCUGCGUGGGGCCGUCGCGGCGGCGCGCAAGAACAGGCAGCGGUCCCCCAGCCAAGACUACGCUUCUGCCUCCGCCACACCCCAGAAACCGCAGCACGGUGUACCGUCGACGGAGCCUCCUACAAAGAAAAACCCUAAUCCGCUGCCGCCUUCUACUGGGACAGGCCAGCGGACGGUGCGGGAGGCCCAUCAGCCCUCCUCUUCGGCGUUCACCGCGCUGGCGGACUCCCCAGUGAAGCACACGACUUUAGGGGGUCAUGCACUCUCCGCGAACGGAGGGAACGCUGGAGGCGCUGGCAACACAUCGCUAGAAAAACUCGUAGACGAGGCAGGCGACGUUCGACACCUUAGGAUUGCUGCCGCGACGGCAGCGGAGGAGAUCGAUCUCGACGAUGAUGGCGAUGUUGAAGCGAUGCUGCGUAAGAUAGACGAGGAUAACCGGCGCAUAGGCGAGGCGGCUUUGGGGCGCGCGUCGCAAUCACCGCAGCGAGAGGAGCACAACAGGGUGGGGACAGCGGGGAAGGGAAGGGGCAUCUAUAAAAGCGCUGGCGAACACGAAGUGUACCCCUCCCCAUCCUCUGCGCAUCGUGCUCAGCAAGCAACCUCUCAUGAUGAGAUUGGUGACAUACCGGAAGAUGAGGACGUCGACGCUGGCGAGGGAUCCGGUCGAUCGACGCCGGAGUGGUUGCGCGAGGCUUAA